AUGAUACCCAAUUCGCCCACGUCAAGACCGUCCACGUCGAUAAUUACUUAUCUAUCAGUUCUGGCAUUGAGCUUGAUGCUCUGCGCUCCUGGAAACACUGAAGCUACACUUUCAUCACCCAACUCGGUCUUCGACUUUGAAACACUUAUCGAACGAAGCGAUACAUCGGAAUUGAUAUACGAACCAGAGUUUGCGGCAUUUGAUCGCAGUAUUGUUGGCCGUGCCCCGCCAGAACAACCGUUAUUAACGAACAAUGGCCCCGAUAGUAGACCGAUAAUUCCUGGAGGGACUGUUUGUUACAUUGUGGAUAAGAAGACGUUGUUCGGGAAGGACAAGAGGGACGAUGAUCAUAAAACAACCGGGGAGACCGCGCAUCAGAACACUCGUCGAGCAGAGACAAAGACUGUCUAUGUGUCUGCCAAUACUUGUUCCAGGCCAACUCUAAAGACUAAAGACAAGAGCGGGAAUACAGAACUGGCACCGCAGCUCAGUCUUUAUACUUCAACAACAAACAAGAUCAAGUGCCCAACGGCAGGCAAUUACAACAAGUCAAAUCCUAAUACCGCCAGGAUACCAUUCGACGAGGGCGCAGUUAUGCUAACUAUGAAUGCUACCGACGACAUAUACAUCAGCGUUGUGGCUCCGAAUAUAUCAAAGGCCGAUGGAGAAUACAAAUACCAAAUCGCCAUUUCUUUCGACGAGUACUACCACAAUUACGAUGCCAAAAAUGGUACUGCUCAACUACUGUUGAUGGACUUUGACUCAACAUCAGCCCUCCUUUUCACCAGCGAUUUGACCCAGGACUCGGACGAGACUCAGCAGAUCAUGAAGAGGCCGCCACCAUAUCAGAUAUUUAUCGGGGACGACAAAUUAAGAUCCAUCGAUGGCCUGCGACACUCAACCUGUGGCCUCGCGGACCACGCGGAAAUUUGGGCCAACGAUAAGAAGACUGGGCGAAACAACGAUCUCGUUACGACUGGCCUCACGACACGAGGACAAGGAGGAUUGCCCAAGCAGCAAUUCCUGGUUGCAGGGCUCAACCACAGUACCACAUACUCGGGAAUCCUCGUCAAGAUGCCGGAUAGUGAUAGCAAACGAGAUACCAAGUCUGGGCGUACCAUAGGCGGUGGAGGCACUGUCUACAAGGCCACCACGUUUGAAACCUCGUCCAGCACAAACUGUAAGAUGGUUACAAAUCUGGACUUCUGCAACGAGACACAAUAUGCAGUGCCUGGCAAUGACAAAAAGUUCAAUAAUACUGCUCUGGCCAAGCAUUACGAUGAUUAUGCCAGAAAGAUGUACGCCAAUUUCGAAAGAGUCAUGAUGCAAGUACCCUGCGAAGCACCCCCUGAGUCUCGCUACUCGCUAGCACGAGAUUGCGAUGAGUGUCGUGAAGCCUACAAGCGCUGGCUCUGCACCGUCACGAUACCUCGCUGCGAGGAUGUUAUGGGCGGCAGCAGAUAUAGCGUUGUUCGCGAUGCUUUUCAAGCCUUUCCCAAUGGAACAACGCUUCCUGAUAAUUUCCGCAAGGGUCUCAAAGCCGCAGCAAAUAACUCCUCGCGUAACGCCUGGAUCGACGAAACCGUCAAGCCUGGUCCGUACAAGGAGUUGCUACCCUGCGAGGACGUCUGCUACGAAGUUGUUCAAGCAUGUCCCGCCGCGAUAGGCUUCACCUGUCCACAACCUGGAUUCCCAAGUUUUAGUGUGAGCUACGGACGGCGGAAUCCGGAUAUUUCGAGUAUAACAUGUAACUAUCCCGGCGAGCCAAGGACGAGGGUUAGUGCAAGUGUAACUAUUCGACCAAGCGCUUUUGCGCUCAGUGCUGUAUCAUUGAUGGUCUGGUUGAUACUAUAA
Molecule: messenger RNA, 1854 nt
Organism: Fusarium proliferatum ET1
Lineage: Eukaryota; Fungi; Ascomycota; Sordariomycetes; Hypocreales; Nectriaceae
Exons: 2
Coding region: 1-1854 (617 amino acids)
Biological process (GO): calcium ion import across plasma membrane
Molecular function (GO): calcium channel activity
Source: RefSeq, a predicted model, not a curated record